Pedinophyceae sp. YPF-701 is the source of this 2349-nucleotide messenger RNA. The record is from the annotation of a GenBank genome assembly. Lineage: Eukaryota; Viridiplantae; Chlorophyta; Pedinophyceae.
AUGGCGCGGGACGGGGGCGCCUCGCCCGUGGACCCCAGCGACGACGACAUUAUCAAGAUCAUGGUGGCCACGGACAACCACUUGGGCGUGCACGAGAACGACGAGAUUCGGCGCGACGACUCGUUCGAGGCGUUCGAGGAGGUGUUUCAGCGCGCGCUGGAGCUGGGCGCGGACCUGGUGCUGCUGGGCGGAGACAUCUUCCAUGUCAACAAGCCCAGCCAGGCCACGAUGGUCCGCACCAUGAACAUCCUCCGCAAGUACUGCCUCUCGGACCGCCCCGUGCGGUUCCGCGUGGCGAACGAGGCGGACGUCGCGUUCUCGCAGGCCACGGGGGGCAAGGCCAACUUUGCCAGCCCCGACAUCAACGUGGGCCUCCCGGCCUUCACGAUCCACGGCAACCACGACGACCCCGUCGGGCGGGAGGCGACGAGCGCGAUCGACGUGCUCGCCGCGGCGGGCCUGGUGAACUACUUCGGGAAGCAUGCCCUGUCGGGGGAGGUGUACGGCAACCUCAAGCUCGCGCCCGUGGUGCUCGAGAAGGGCGAGACGCGCGUGGCGCUGUACGGCCUGGGGUACAUGCGCGACGAGCGCCUGUGCCGGAUGUUCCGCACCGCGGGGGCCGUCGAGUGGGUCCGGCCCACGUUCGAGCUGGAGGGCGGGCAGGUUGUGCAGCCGCACGACUUCUUCUCGAUCUUCGUGGUGCACCAGAACAGGGCGACGUACGGGGCGAAGAACUACCUGCCGGAGGAGUACCUGCCGGACUUCCUGGACUUCGUCGUGUGGGGCCACGAGCACGAGUGCCUGGUGGAGCCGCAGCGCAUGGGGAACGGUCGCCGCGGCGCCGCGCGGGGCCGCGGGACCAUGGUGAGCCAGCCGGGGUCGUCCGUGGCCACCACGCUGACGGAGGCCGAGGCCAAGGAGAAGAAGAUCAUGAUGCUCGAGAUCUGCCGGGAGUCGUACCGCACGACGUGCUUCCCGCUCGAGGCGGUGCGCCCGUACGUGUUCCAGAGCACGUGCCUGUCGGACGUGCCCGACAUCGACCCCGAGGACCCCGCGACCGUCGAGGCGUACCUCGAGCGGCGCGUCGAGGGCAUGAUCGAGGAGGCGCGCAAGAAGGCGCGCCCCGGCGACGACCGGCUGCCGCUCGUGCGCCUCCGCGUGGACCACGCCGGGUUCCCGACCAUCAACUCGCAGCAGUUCGGGGCGCGCUUCGUGGACCGCGUGGCGAACCCGCAGGACAUCAUGCUGUGGUCCAAGCGCGCCGCGAAGAAGGCGCAGAACGAGGACGCGGCGGAGGGCGGCCGCGAGGGCGACCUGGCGGACCUGGAACACAUAUUGUACGACAUGGACAAGCUGGACGCGAACCAGCUGGACCAGGAGCUGAUGGAGGCGCUGAUCACGCGGCAUAUGAAGCAGCGCCUCGAGGUCCUCCCGGAGAGCGAGCUCACGAACGCGGUGUCCAAGUUCGUGGACAAGCAGGAGACGGGCGCCAUCGACGAGUGCGUCGCGCACGUGCUCGAGCAGACGCGGCGCACCGCCCGCGAGGCGCGAGGCGGUGCGGGCGACGGCGAGGACGCAGACAUGGCCGGAGACGACGCCGUCGCGGAGAUCGUGCAGCAUGCGGUGCAGGCGCGCCUGCAGGCGCCUGCGGGGGCGACAGCGACGGCGACGGAUGGGACGAACGGCGUGCGCGAAGGAGCGGUGCAGGAGGCGGCUCCGGUCGGCUUCGUGAAGCGGAGGCCGCAAGCGGCGCCGGCGGCACCGCGUGGGGCGCAGCGCAAAGCGGCAGGGCGCAGCAAGGCGUCCCGCAGGGCGGCGCUGAGCAGCGACGACGAUGAGGUCGACAGCGACAGCAGCGAGGAACCGCCGGCGCCGCGCACCAACCCGCCGAAGCGAGGGACGCAGCGACAGGGCCGAGCUGCUGCAGCCACAGCAAGGAAAGCGAUCGCCUUGCAAGAUUCGUCGGGCUCGUCGGACGGUGAUGCUAUCAGUGACGAGGACGCGGCACCAGCCCGGGGAGCCGCCGGGCGGAAGAGCAAGAAAGCCGCCGCGCGCGGCGCGUCACCUGCUGACUCCCUGGAACCGUCGCAGGCUUCCGGUCGAUCGAAGCGUGCCCGCGCGCCCAGUGGCGACGGUGCAGCCGCUCGCAAGCAGCGUCGCACGAGCACGGCAAAGCCGCCGAGGGUUCAGGCGGACCCCAUCGUGGUGACGAGCGAUGACAGCGAUGAGGAGCCGGGGCGACGGACCGGCGGGGGUGCGGCGGUCGGGCGCGCCCCGGGGUCGCGACGUCGCCUCCCUGCCAGCCUCACCCAGGGCACCGCACAGAAAGACUUGGGUGCCCUGCGGUGA